Molecule: messenger RNA, 1656 nt
Organism: Oreochromis aureus
Lineage: Eukaryota; Metazoa; Chordata; Actinopteri; Cichliformes; Cichlidae
Product: general transcription factor II-I repeat domain-containing protein 2-like
Source: RefSeq, a predicted model, not a curated record
AUGGCUAAACGGAAGGUGUACGGUGAGCACAGGGAAUUUCAAGCUAGGUGGGAGGCAGAGUACAUGUUCACGGAGGUAAAAGGCAAACCUGUUUGUCUUCUGUGUGGAGAAAGUGUGGCUGUAAUGAAAGAAUAUAAUCUAAGAAGGCACUAUGAAACCUCUAAGAAACACAAAGACAAAGACAAGAAUAUGGACACGGAACAAAGGCUACAGAAGGUGGAAGAAUUAAAAUGAGGUCUUAAGUCCCGGCAGGCUGUGAGCCUGAGCAGAAACACCGUUGCUGAACGUAUAGACCAGCUGUCCACCAAUCUAAAAGAACAGCUUGUGGAAAAGGGAAAAGAUUUCAUUGCAUAUUCCCUUGCUGUGGAUGACAGCACUGACACAACUGACAUUGCCCAGUUGUCAAUUUUCAUUCGUGGAGUGGACUCCAACCUGACCGUAACAGAAGAGUUUUUGGCGUUACGUCCGAUGCAUGGCACGACUACAGGACAAGAUCUGUAUGAAGAGGUAUCCAGAUGUGUAAAUGAGAUGGGACUGCCUUGGGAAAAACUCGUGGGAUUGACAACAGACGGAGCACCCGCGAUGUGUGGACACAGGAGUGGAUUGGUGGCAAGGAUACGUGAGAGGAUGCGGGACGAAAAUGUCACAGAGGAGCUGACAGCUUAUCACUGCAUAAUACACCAGGAGUCAUUAUGUGGCAAAGCCUUGAAAAUGGAACAUGUAAUGACCAUCAUAACGCGUGCAGUUAACUUCAUCAGAGCCAAAGGUUUAAAUCACCGCCAGUUCAAGGCAUUUCUGGGAGAGUUAGAUACAGAGUAUGGUGACUUGCCCUAUCACACAGAUGUGCGAUGGCUAAGCCAGGGAAAGGUGCUGCAAAGAUGUUUCGAGCUUCGUGAGGAGAUCUGUCUGUUUAUGGAAAGCAAAGGGAAAGACACAACAGAGCUUCGAGAUGAAACAUUUAUGUGUGAAAUGGCGUUUCUGUGCGACAUCACAAGCCAUCUGAAUGUGAUGAACCUGCAACUGCAGGGACGGGGGUGUGUCAUCUCUGAUAUGUACAGUACGGUGAAGGCGUUUAAAACCGAGCUGAGUCUGUGGGAGACACAGAUGCAGAAAGAAAACUUGAGCCACUUCCCCAGCUGCCAGACCAUGAAAGAGAAGCUCUCUACCGCUGUGUUCCCAAGUGCACAGUUUGCCGAUAAACUCAACAUACUUGCCGCCGAGUUCCGACGCCGAUUUGCUGACUUUGAAGCUCAAAAAAGCAGGUUUGAACUACUUGGCAAUCCUUUUGGAGUUGAUGUGGAAAGCGCACCACCAAACGUCCAAAUGGAGUUGAUUGAGCUCCAGUGCAAUGACAUACUGAGGGAAAAAUAUGAGAGAGUGGGUGCCGCUGAGUUUGCACGUUUCAUCCCCGACACAAUGCCUCAGCUGCGCAUCCAAGCUGCUCAGACGCUCUCCAUGUUUGGCAGCACAUACCUGUGUGAACAAUUGUUCUCUUUGAUGAAGCUAAACAAAACAUCACACCGGAGCCGUCUUACUGAUAAACACCUUGACUCAAUUCUGAGGAUUUCCUCAGCUCAGAGCCUGACCCCGAACAUUGAUGAACUCAUACAAAAGAUGAGACACCACCAAGUAUCAGGCUCAGGCUCAGACAAGUGA